Molecule: messenger RNA, 216 nt
Organism: Periconia digitata
Lineage: Eukaryota; Fungi; Ascomycota; Dothideomycetes; Pleosporales; Periconiaceae
Source: the annotation of a GenBank genome assembly
GCAUUUCGUGAUCUCUGCAGCAAUUCAUCAAGAUGUCCCUCCUUCUACAUGUUACCCAUUAAAAAUCAUCAAAAAAAUAUCAAUCAAUCAUCAAUUCUAAUUCAUCAUCCCCCCUCACCCCAAUUGAAUACAAAAAAAGGACCAGCAUUUUCACACUUUUUCACAACCCAUCAAAUCCAUUUACCAGCCAAAAGAAAAAAAAAGUUUUCAAAAUAA